UAUUAUCGGAGGUACAUGUGCGUACCGUGUACAUAACUCUUACAUACACUACACAGCGAGAAAGUACAGCAUAAACACCACACCACACUACACCACCAACAGCAGAACCAACAGUGAAUACAUUUGUUACACAAUUCCAAACAUGGCACAAGUGAGCAGGAACAAGCAAGUGAUUCUCACGGACUAUGUUACUGGUUUUCCUAAACAAUCAGACAUGAACAUAGUUGACAGUACCAUAACUCUUAAGAUUCCAGAAGGUUCCAACGAUCUUGUUCUUCUCAAAAAUCUCUACUUGUCUUGUGACCCUUACCUGCGGAUUCUUAUGACCAAGGAUACUACUGCAGAACUUGGUGCUCUUACCCCUGGUUCGCCAUUGACAGGUUUUGGAGUGUCUAAAGUUGUAGAAUCUAGAGAUCCAGAUUAUAAGAAAGAUGAUUUAGUUUGGGGUAUGACUAAAUGGGAAGAGUACAGCUUGAUCCCUACAGCUCAAAUACUUUUCAAAAUUGAGCACACUGAUGUUCCUCUUUCCUACUAUACUGGAAUUCUCGGUAUGCCGGGAAUGACUGCUUAUGCAGGUUUCUUUGAAGUAGGAAGUCCUAAGAAAGGAGAGAAUGUUUUCGUUUCAGCUGCAUCUGGUGCUGUUGGACAACUUGUUGGACAAUUCGCUAAAUUGCACGGUUGCUAUGUGGUUGGAAGUGCUGGAACUAAAGAAAAGGUGGAUCUGUUGAAGAAUAAAUUUGGAUAUGAUGAAGCCUUUAACUACAAAGAAGAACCAGACCUCAAUGCAGUUUUGAAAAAAUACUUUCCAGAAGGCAUUGACAUUUACUUUGAGAAUGUUGGGGGAAAGACACUUGAUGCUGUACUUUUGAAUAUGAGAGUCCACGGUCGCAUACCUGUGUGUGGAAUGAUUUCACAGUAUAAUCUUGAUCAACCCGAAGGUGUAACGAAUUUGGCACAUAUCAUAUAUAAGAGGGUUCGAGUGGAAGGUUUUGCUGUAUUUGAGUACUAUCAUCUUUAUACAAAGUUUUUGGAGUUUGUUUUGCCUCUUAUAAGAGAAGGAAAGAUUGCGUAUGUGGAAGACGUAGCUGAGGGUCUUGAGAAUGGUCCUGCUGCAUUGAUUGGCUUGUUUACUGGUCAAAAUGUUGGUAAACAAGUUGUUGUUGUUGCUCAUGAGUGAAUCAAUAUAGAUGCUUUUGUUAAAUGUUUAGGCCUUUUUUUUCUUCAAGUUUUUGUGUUGAGUUGAGUGUGUAUGAAACACUCUUUGGAUGGCCUUUGGAAGCCUCUUCCUUCACUUUGUUGAUUGUAAUUAUCUUCAUUGGCAUUUUAUGGUAACAUUAAUAUAUUGUACUUUUGGUGAUUUUCAA
Molecule: messenger RNA, 1364 nt
Organism: Lathyrus oleraceus (garden pea)
Lineage: Eukaryota; Viridiplantae; Streptophyta; Magnoliopsida; Fabales; Fabaceae
Product: 2-alkenal reductase (NADP(+)-dependent)
Exons: 4
Coding region: 143-1177 (344 amino acids)
Molecular function (GO): 2-alkenal reductase [NAD(P)H] activity
Source: RefSeq, a predicted model, not a curated record